AUGCAUGCGUAUAAAAACCCUCCAUUCUUUCUCUUAGAUUUUUAGGGUUUUACACAGGGGCGUCAAUAGGCAUACCUAAUCUUUCUUUUUUCCCAUCAAAUAUCAAUGGCGUGCACCAUUGAUUUCAGAUGCCUGGAUGAAGGGUUCGGCGGCAAAACCUACAAGAGGAAGAGAUCUGAACAGCAGCAGGAGAAGGAUGCCUCCAUGGAUAUCGACGCCGCCGAAGAAAUCCAAACUUCAAAGCGACAAGCCGUUUCUUCUUCGGAAAACCCUAACAAGCCGAUCUUCGGGAAGCCGACAUACGACGGGGUGAUAGCGGGUAAAGUAUCCGGAAGGAAGUGGAAGCAACCGAAAACACAGAGAUCAUCGGCGGUUAGGGUGAGCCUGAAGAAAUCGACGUUCGAGGAGAGGGCGCAGCAGAAGGAAAUUAAGAAGGCUUAUAAGGAGAGGAUAACAGAGUUGAAGGAGGAGAUAAGGAAGAACAAGGUGGAGAAGAGGGAGAAGAAGAAGGAGAGGGAAAAGAGGAAGGAAGAAAACAUACUUAAAUCUGGUACGAAGCUUCAGAAAAUCACCAAUCCGAAGACGCUGAAGAAGCUUGCCAAGUCUAAGAAGAGGAAGCUACUCAAAGUUGUUCCUGACACUGCUCCUAAGAAAUGAUAGGAUUUUGUUUGUUCGCUUUCAAUUCAAAGACAUGGUUGCUUGUUGUGCUUUCAUGUCCUGUGUAAGAUCUCUCUUUCUGAUGUUUUUUUUGGUUCAGUUUUGUUACGAUGAUAAGUUAUUGAGUAGAAGAUUAAAGGAUGAUUUGAGUUUCAGUUUA
Molecule: messenger RNA, 817 nt
Organism: Lactuca sativa (garden lettuce)
Lineage: Eukaryota; Viridiplantae; Streptophyta; Magnoliopsida; Asterales; Asteraceae
Product: coiled-coil protein
Cellular component (GO): nucleolus
Source: RefSeq, a predicted model, not a curated record